Messenger RNA from Cannabis sativa, 2445 nucleotides. RefSeq names its product glucan endo-1,3-beta-glucosidase 8. Gene Ontology annotation, biological process: carbohydrate metabolic process. The record is from RefSeq and is a predicted model, not a curated record. The transcript is spliced from 2 exons. Bases 751 to 2271 code for a protein of 506 amino acids. Gene Ontology annotation, molecular function: hydrolase activity, hydrolyzing O-glycosyl compounds. Gene Ontology annotation, cellular component: plasma membrane. Lineage: Eukaryota; Viridiplantae; Streptophyta; Magnoliopsida; Rosales; Cannabaceae.
AAAUUAAUUUUUCCUACUUCUUCAAAAAUUGUCAAAAAUUCUAGCCGUUGGACUUGGAGCGACUCAGAUUCAGAACCUCCAUAACCAUAUCCGUCGCUUUCUUCACACAAUAAUUUCAUUUUUCCAUAUUUCUUUUGGGUAUUUCUCAAAAUCGAUUCUUCCUGUUCGGAUAUUAUUUUUCUCUUGGAAUUUACCGACAUCUAAUUGAUUUUUGGUACGAAAAAUAUCUCUGUUUUUCAUUUCUAUAAAAUCUCUAAUUCUGUUUCUCUCUCUCUCUCUCAAUCUCAAUCUCAAUCUCACUCUUCUCUUUCUAAAAUCUAAAUAGGAAAUACCCUGUUUUCUGAUUUUGAAUUCUUCCCUUUCACUUUUCAUUAUUAGUUUUUGUUUCGAUCUCAAGACUCUCUCAUUCGUCUUAGAUCGUUUAUAUAAAGUACCUAUUUUUCUGAUAAAGUUUCCUAUUUUGGUUCAUAAUUAAUUGUUUUUCAGAUUCUUAGACUUGUCGUAAUCGGCUUUAUAUUCACAGAACAAAAGGAGUGGUUCAUAUACUCUUUCACAUAAAUAUAUAUUGAUUUUUGUUACACGACAACGCGUUAUUAAUUUUCGUGGGAAAAUAAUAGAGGUUGAGGAAAGCAGGAUCGCAGGAUUUUCGCCGAUCCUUGCAAACCCACCUGGUAAAAACCGUUUCUUUUUCCCUCCAAUAGCGAAAGUAAGAGUUUUUAGUUAUUGGGUAUUUUUUAUUUUCUCGGGAAAAUGAUGGAAAGGAUGAAUUUUUCUAAGUGGGUAUUGGUUAUAAGGCUCUGGGGUUUCUUCUUCUUCUUCUUCAUUGGUUUAUUUGGUUUUGAUGUUGUUGAGGGACUUGGUGUAAACUGGGGGACUCAAGCUACACAUAAAUUGCCCCCAAAAACUGUGGUUCAGAUGUUGAAAGACAAUGGUAUUCAAAAAGUGAAGCUUUUUGAUUCAGAAGAUUCAACCAUGACAGCUCUGACUGGAAGUGGUCUUGAGGUUAUGGUGGCUAUUCCCAAUGAUCAACUUCAAGCUAUGAAUAGCUAUAAACGAGCUCAAGAAUGGGUUAAGAGAAACGUAACUCGUUACAACUUUAGUGGUGGAGUUAACAUCAAAUAUGUAGCAGUAGGGAACGAACCUUUCCUAUCGUCGUACAAUGGUUCAUUCUUAAACACCACUUUCCCGGCUCUUCAAAAUAUUCAAAAGGCCCUUAAUGCAGCUGGUAUUGGAGACUCUAUAAAAGCUACCGUGCCCUUAAAUGCAGAUGUUUACAACUCACCCGAAAACAACCCUGUUCCAUCUGCUGGAAGGUUUCGAACUGAUAUCAAUCAAUUGAUGACACAGAUAGUCCAGUUCCUUGAUGCAAACAAGGCACCUUUCACUGUAAACAUUUAUCCAUUUCUGAGUCUCUAUGGGAAUGACAACUUCCCAUUCGAUUUCGCCUUCUUUGAUGGUGCACCCAAUCCCGUUGUGGAUGCAGCUACAGGAAUCCAAUACACUAAUGUGUUUGAUGCGAACUUUGACACCCUCGUGUCAGCUUUGAGAGCAGCCGGUUAUGGAAACAUGCCCAUUUUGGUUGGAGAAGUGGGCUGGCCAACCGAUGGGGACAAGAAUGCUAACAUUGGUAACGCUUAUAGAUUCUACAACGGUCUUCUACAAAGACUUGCAAGUAACAAGGGAACCCCAUUGCGCCCUGGAAACAUUGAAGUGUACUUGUUUGGACUCAUUGAUGAGGAUGCCAAGAGCAUUGCACCAGGAAGUUUCGAGCGCCAUUGGGGGAUUUUUAGGUACGAUGGACAACCUAAAUUUGGUAUUGAUCUUUCGGGUCAAGGUCAAAACAAGUUACCUGUGCCUGCACAGAGUGUAAUGUAUCUUCCUAACAAAUGGUGUAUGUUUAAUCCAAAUGCCAAAGAUGUGAGCAAACUUGCUGAUAACAUAAACUAUGCCUGCACUUUCUCUGAUUGCACAGCGCUCGGUUAUGGAUCAUCUUGCAACAACUUGGACGCGAAUGGCAAUGCCUCGUACGCUUUCAACAUGUACUACCAAGCACAGGAUCAAGAUGACAGGGCUUGUAACUUUGAAGGUCUCGCGGUAGAGACCACACAGAAUAUUUCACAAGGAACUUGCAAUUUCAUUAUCCAGAUUCAAUCUUCUUCAGCAUUUUCGAUUAGACGACAUCAACAACAACAACAACCAUCUUUGAUUAUUGCUUCAAUAUUUUUGACCAUUUUUACAUUUGUUGCUAAAGAUCUUCUUAGCUCUUUGUAGAGAGAGAGAGAAUGUGUAUGUAUCAUGUCACUGUCUUUGUGCUAUUAUUAGAUAUAGUUUUAGCUUCCAUGGAUUAUGAUGAUGGUGAUGAUGAUAUUUUUUUGGAGAUAUUUUAACUACUUGACAGAUUUAUUCAAUAUAAUAAUAAAUCUCGACAGAAUUUAUUGCCUCUCA